Molecule: messenger RNA, 2577 nt
Organism: Notechis scutatus (mainland tiger snake)
Lineage: Eukaryota; Metazoa; Chordata; Lepidosauria; Squamata; Elapidae
Gene: GAS2
Product: growth arrest specific 2
Biological process (GO): actin crosslink formation
Cellular component (GO): actin filament
Molecular function (GO): actin filament binding; cytoskeletal adaptor activity; microtubule binding
Source: RefSeq, a predicted model, not a curated record
UCAGAAGUAUGAACAGUGGCAGUAGCGCUGCUACGGUCGGGCUGCUCGGGCUAAGAGGACGGGCUACGAGAGGAGGAGAGAAACUUUGAGCCAUUGCGCGGGCAAAAGUUCAGGUACCAUCAGUGGCUGAAGGAUGUGCACUUCUCUGAGCCCUAAGGUCCGAGGCCCUGGCCUCUCUGAUAUGCACCAGUAUAGCCAGUGGUUGGCCAGCAGACAUGAGGCUAAUUUGUUACCAAUGAAGGAAGAUUUGGCGCUAUGGCUGACAAACUUGCUGGGCAAAGAAAUAACAGCUGAAACCUUCAUGGAGAAAUUGGAUAAUGGUGCUUUGCUCUGUCAGCUAGCAGAGACUCUACAGGAGAAAUUUAAAGAAAACUGCAUUGAAAUCAAGUUUGGGAAGAAAAUGCCAGUGAGGAAAAUCCACUGCAAAGCCAAUGCUCCAUCUGGAUCUUUUUUUGCACGGGACAAUACAGCAAAUUUCCUAUCUUGGUGCAGAGAUGUGGGAGUGGAUGAUACUUGUCUCUUUGAAUCUGAAGGGUUGGUCCUCCACAAGCAGCCCAGAGAAGUGUGCCUUUGUUUGCUUGAGCUUGGAAGGAUUGCAGCCAGGUUUGGUGUAGAGCCUUCUGGAUUGAUAAAGCUGGAGAAAGAGAUUGAACAAGAAGAAACACUUUCAACUCCUCUUCCUUCUCCUUCCCCUUCUCCGACAAAGUCACCUGGCAAAAAGAGCACAGGAAAACUCCUGGAUGAUGCAGUCAAACAUAUUUCAGAAGACCCUCCUUGUAAAUGCCCUAGUAAAUUUUGUGUGGAGCGCCUUUCUCAGGGAAGGUACAGAGUUGGAGAGAAGAUCCUUUUCAUCAGGAUGCUUCACAACAAACACGUAAUGGUUCGUGUAGGAGGAGGAUGGGAGACAUUUGCAGGAUACUUGCUGAAGCAUGACCCCUGCCGAAUGCUGCAAAUAUCUCGGGUGGAUGGCAAAACCUCUCCCAUCCAGAACAAGUCCCCAACCAUCAAGGACCUGACUCCAGACAGCUAUCUGGUGGUUUCUGCUCAUUACAAAACCAAAAAAGAGAUUAAGUGAAAUUGCCUUCUCAUUUCUUUGGGGGACUUGGUAUAUUUAGACCCACUCUAUUCUUCAUGUGUAGUCAAAUUAGUUGAUGCUUUGAAAAGACUUCUGGACUUAACAUGCAGACUGGAAAUGGCAACCCAUUUCAUGGAUUGUUGAACGGUAGAACUAUUUAUUUCUAGUACUGUACCUUUUCAUAGCAAGUUACUCUUGGUAGGUUAAUUACGAAAAUCAGAUUUUUUUUUAAGACAGACAUAUUUUUAGCCUAAUUAUUACUCUAUGAAUGUACUCGUAGGAUGAUUAAAAGAAUAUGGAUCAUGUUAAAAAAAUGAAAUGGGACAAGUUUGAUUGAAAAAGCAGUAGGUAUGAUUCCCAAUAAUUUGCCACAACGAAGAGUUAUAUUCAGCUUAGUGGGGGGAAAACAUGGGUGGAGAAGUAUAAUGUAAUGGGAAAAACAUCUGUCUUAGGCUCUGCAAGCUAAUAUCAUAAUAGACAAUGCCAGACAAAUAUAUAUUUUGUUCAAAGAAAAACACUCAUUUGUCAAUUAUAUCCCAUACAACUCCAACCAUUGUGGUUUGUAAAUCAUCAUGGUUUAACAUUUAACUAUGUGAACAGCCAAUUUAAUUUCCUCAACAAAUCAAGGCUGAUCACUACGGAUUAGCUGUAUGUAUGAAAUUGGUGAGUUUAUUCCAUCUUUCCAGGCUGAUUCCUAUAGGGAAAGAAGCUAAUCUAUACACAUAUUCAUAUUAAAAGAAUGGGACAUUGGGAAAAUAUAGACUUGCAUCAGGCAGACCCAUAUCCAUAAAUAAUUGCUGGGUCAAUAUGGUAGCCCAUCUACAAAAUGAAAUUAAAAAGAAAUAAUAGCAAUCCUCUGUAAAUGGGUGUCCAAUGCUUGUUUUGUUUACUCAUAUUAGAAAGUACUUUAUGCUGAUAUAUACUGUGAGUUUGUCAAUUACAUCUGCCUCUGGCAUGUCUCAAAUAAUAUCAAUAUUGUUUGAGGCUCUAAAGCAGAAUGACAAGCUUCACGCCUGCCCAUUUGGUCAGUUACCAUCCAGGGAGCUGGUUCACUGAAACAACAACUUUCCCUUCAUUCAAAACCCAACACUAAUCAUCAUCUUCUUCUUUUAAUGACCCCAUAAUCCCAUGCGGGGUGGAGUCUGGGCAACUGAAUGGAGCUGGCAGGGUAUUUACUGGCCGGAUGCCCUUCCUGUUGCCAAUGUGGAGUUUUGUUCAGCAAAUAUAUUCUCAUUGUGCCCAAUGAGGAAAAACAACACUAAUGACAUGGUAAAAACACAACAAAGAUUCCCAGAAAGUCAGGACUUGUGCAGUAGGUAGGUCACAAGUUAACACCAGUUAAUUUUGGCUACAGGGACAGUUGCAAGAAAUAGAUAAGAGCACCUUAGUAAUAUUGAUCUUUUAGAACCAGUAGAUAUUUUGAAACUAUGUACAUCUGUGAAAAAUUAUUGGGAAUGCUUUCAAGUGUCCAAUUUCAUUCAGGAUUGUUUUUCAUAUUAAAC